This is a messenger RNA of Closterium sp. NIES-67, 6079 nucleotides long. The record is from the annotation of a GenBank genome assembly. NCBI's taxonomy places the organism in Eukaryota, Viridiplantae, Streptophyta, Zygnematophyceae, Desmidiales, Closteriaceae.
UGCAGCCAACUUUCCGAUUUCCCACAUGUCCGUUUGUUUGAGAGAGCACCGCCGCUGCUGCCAAAUGUCGGAAUUUCGGGAUCGCAAAGAAAACUUCUGUCUCUCCAGAUCGCCGCUCAACAUUCGACUGGCGCGGAGCGCCGGUCAGCGAAACAUCAAGUUCUCCGGGAAAAAGGAGGAGGCCUCUCACGGAAUCACGCUGAUCUCUCGUGCAUUUAUGAAGCAGUGCGUUGGGAGAGUACCCCGCAGUCUGAUCUGCGAAAAUCACGUUUUUUAUGUGGGGGAAAAGCUUCAGGUUUGGGGGAUAGACCUUCAUGUUUUUAUCCAGCUCAUGCCAGAUUACUAAAGCUUGUUAGUAGAAAGUCUUAGACUUGUUCAGAAAGUCCGGAAGCUGUUUUAACACAGCAUGGAGCCUGCCUGACUGAUUCAGAAACAUGGCGAUUUCCCAUCUCAUGGAUGAAAUCGAAUAACCCGGCAGCGGAACUUCCGCUGAAGCUUAUGGGAUCCUUUGAUAUUCUGAGAGUCCUCGAUAUUGCCAUAUUUCUGGAAAAUUCCCUGAUGAUAAAAUAGCCAGAUUUCCUGGAAAGCUGCGGUUGGACGCCCUAGAACCCCCCAUUGACCACCCAUCUUCUGACCAGGCCGGCUUCUUGUAACUCUUCGCAGCAGUCACGGCACGAAGGCGACUGCUGUCACAGCAGCUACGGUGUUUGUCAGCGACGCUACCAACCUUCGCUUACGGAGUCCCCACGCUUCAAACGACGAUGCCUUGAUUUGGAGAGACCUUCUGAGCUGAGCAGCCUGGAUCUUUCUGUGCAGUAGACGCUGAGAUCAGUCAGGUAUGAGCAUGUCACGAGAUCAAGCUUCAGGGUUCAGAAACUGUUCCUCAUUUCCCGCUGAGGAAGGGGAGGAGGCGGAGGAACGAGAGCGAGCAACACACUCUAGAUCCGUUCUGGAUCUGAAUCUUAGACUUGGUCACGCGGAUGAGCUACUGGGUCAUGGAGUAGCAGCAGCAGCAGCAGCAGCAGCAGCAGCAGCAGCAGGAGCAACAGCAGCAGCAGCAGGAAUUCAUGCCAAUGCCAGUAUUGCUGCCACAGUGCCGGAAUCAGAUUUUGAAACAGAUGACAAGAUGAUGGUUUUGGGGGGAUUGUCUAUGCGGCGAGGAGAGUGGAUGUCCCAAAAGGAAGCCUCCAUGGUCACACGUGCUGCUGUACUUGAUCACACGCCGUGGAAUGCUGCUGUUGCUGGUGCUGCUGGUGCUGCUGUCGAUGCUGCUGGUGGUGUUGCUGCCGGUGCUGCUGUCGAUGCUGCUGGUGGUGCUGCUGUCGCUGCUGCUGUCAGUGCUGCUGUCGAUGCUGCUGUCAGUGCUGCUGUCGAUGCUGCUGGUGGUGCUGCUGUCGCUGCUGCUGUCGAUGCUGCUGGUGGUGUUACUGCUUCUGGUGGCUCUUCUGCUGCUGGUGCUGCUGCUGGCUCUGCUGCCCUGGAUCGUGCUGCUGCCAUGGAUCACACGCCAUGGCAUGCGGCUGCUGUCGAUGCUGCUGGUGCUGCUGCUGGUGCUGCUGGUGGAUCUGCUGCUCUGGAUCAUGCUGCUGCUCUGGAUCGUGCUGCUCCGAUGGAUCACACGCCGGAAACUACUGCUCGGGGUGUUCCUGCUGCAGCUGUUCUUCCUCCUGCUUCAACUGGAUUUACUCCUAGGUGUGUUUCCUCUCCUGCUCCCAGUGGUGUUGCUGGUGGUGCUGCUGCUUCUGCUCUGGAUCGCAUGGCAUGGCGUGCUGUUAUUGGUACCCAGGAAAUAGCUUCUCGGGGUGCCUCUGCUGCUGCUGCUGCUGCUGCUGCUGCUGCUGGGGGGGGUGGUGGUGGUGCUGCUGCUGCUGCGGCUACUGCUGCUCCCAUUCUGGUGAUCGAUGCCAAAAAAAAACCAUCCUCGCAGUCCGAUCAUUUUCAUGCAAUUUCAGGCUCUCCGGCGAUUCAGGCUCCAUCAUCAAGUGAGCCUUUUCAGACUCGUCGCGCCUCUGGGCCUACGAGUCAUCCUGGGGCUCUGGAGUCUAUUUUUGAGCCGCCUCGAAAAUCGGCUCGUCAUGCCAUGGGGCUUACUGAAGCUGGGCCUCUGGAGUCUACCGAACACACUAGUGGAGCCGCGGAUAAGAUCCUAGGUGGUCAUGACGUGGCGAUGUUGCCAAAGAAGCGCGCGCGACACAUGACAGCAUCUGAUUCGCCGGAUUCAGCAAGAGCAGUGGGCGGUUUGUUUGCGGGUGCUACAACUGCUGCCCAUUCUGCUUCCACUGCUGCUGCUACAGCCUCUCCUGCUGCUACACCCUCUUCUGCUGGUAAAGGCUUCCCCUCCACAGGUCCUUCGACUACUAUCAGUGCACCAGCCUCCUCCCCCGCCCCCCCCUUCCUCUCCUCCUCCCCCUCCGCUCCCCUCUCCUCGACAUCUGCCCCUCUCCCCUCCCUCCUUUCUCCUCCUGCUCCCCCUCUCCCCUCCUCCUCCUCCGCUCCUUCCUCCUCCAAUUCUCCCUCCCUGACGCCUCAAAUGAGCCGACUUUUAGCUAAGUGGCUGAGGUCAGACGGCCAGGGCCCUCACUACUGCGUGCUAUGUCAGCAGAGUUUCCCGACUCCUGAAACUCUCGACCAACACAAGCGCGACAAGUGGCGCUGCUCAAGCGCCAUGGAGUCUGCUGUGCUUGCAGCUAAUGCUGCCAGCUCAGCUGGAGCUACAGUAUCCGGUUUGGCAAACGCGGCUGGAAAUCUGGUUGGGGGGAAAUUGGUAGCAGCUGGGGGUAAUCCUGCCAGUGAGAGCAGAGCUGCUGUGGUUGGCUCGGAGGGAAAGGCGGGACGGAGUGUCGCUUUGGAUGGGUCUGCUAUCAAGAGACCUGUUAGUGGGAGGCGAGAUCAACACCAUCACCACCACCGCCACCACCACCACCACUAUCAGAAUCAGAGCUUCUCAGGUGCUACCCAGGCUGCUGCUUUUGGUGGUGCUGCUGCCAGGGGAGCUGCUAGUCAUGAUUCUACUGACGCUGGUGCUGCUGGCGGUGCUGGUGCUGCUGCUGCUGCUGCUGCUUCUGCAACUGCCAGCGAGGCUGGCAGCACAAUUCCUGGACCGUUAUCACUUCUGCUACAGUCACAACUCGCGAAGGCGCUGCUACAAAGAAGCACAAGCACCUCGGUCCACAGUCCCGUUACAAGCUCCCUCCAGGUUCCGUUACAAGCCCAGCAGCAGGCACACCAAGCGCUGAUUGGUCAGGCUAGCAGCAGACAGCCCACAGCCCCAGAGCACAGUAGCGGCAUUCAGCUUGCUGCCUCACAGAGUAAUAGCAACGCCAUGCACAUUCCAAUUCCAUUGAGCCAGAUGCAGGCUGUUACCAAACAGCCCACAGCCCCACAGCACAGUAGCGGCAUUCAGCUUGCUGCCUCGCAGAGUAAUAGCAACGUCAUGCACAUACCAACCCCACUUAACCAGAUGCGGACUGCUACCCAACAGCCCACAGCUCGAAUGUGGCCGGACAAUGCCCACAGGUACGCUGGCAUCCUCGCAGCUUACAGACAGUCCUUGAGUGUAGCCAUGGAUAAUGGAGCAAGCAGAUCGAGGGGGGAGGCCUCAGGCCCUGGGGAAGGGCCAUCGAUCAUUGAGGCGCCUCUCAACUUAGCUUACAAAGAGUCUCUGGGCGCUUCUGUGGAUAACAGAGUGAGCAGUUCAAGAGGUGGGGCGUCAGGUUCUGGGGAAGGGCCAUUAGGAGCAGAAGUGGCAGCGGCUAGAGCAGCUGCAGCUGCUGCGGCAGCAGUGUUUCGGGUGUUAGGGGUAGCGGGGUUAAGAGCAGCCGAAGCAGGGAGAACAGAAGCAGGAGCAGCAGGAGCAGCGGCUGCUGAUACAGGAGCAGUAACAAGGGCAUUAGGGGGAGCAGGGGUAGGAUCAACGGCAGCAGGAGGAGCAGGAAUAGGAGCAGCAGAAGCAAGAAGAACAGAAGCAGGACUGGCAGUUGCAGGAUUAGGAGAAGCAGGAGCAGGAGGAGCAGGGGCAAGAGGAGGAGGAGGAGUCGGGCCGUCGGCACUUGCAGUGGCGGCAUUGGCAGCAGCUGCAACAGCUGCUGCUGUUGCAGGAACACAAGGAAGAGCAGAAGAAAGCACAGCAGGGAGUCACGAGGGGACAGCCGUAGAACAAGCGAGGGGGGCGUCGACGACAAGAGGGGAGACAGGCCCCAAUCUGAGUCGUAUUCUCUCCCAGUCAGGUGGUCAGGAGAGUCCUCAGGUGAUUCUGUUGGCGCUUCUUGCUCAGUUGCAAGCCCAGGAGAAAUCCCAGGCCGAGCCCCUCUCUCGGGGGCAGCAGCCAAACCUGCAGCAAUCAAGACAGCAGCUGAAACUAGAGCACUUGAGCCACCAGCUGAACUAUCCAGCUCAGAUGCAAGGGCAGGAGGGACAGCAGCAGGAGCUAAACCAUCAACAACCGAACCAGCAGCAAUCAAGACAGCAGCUGAAGCUAGAGCACUUGAGCCACCAGCUGGUCUAUCAAGCUCAGAUGCAAGGGCAGGAGGGACAGCAGCAGGAGCUAAACGAGCUACAACCGAACCAGCAGCAAUCAAGACAGCAGUUUGAACAGGAGCGGUUGAGCCACCAGCUGGGCUUUCCAGCUCAGAUGCAAGGGCGGGAGGGACAGCUGGAGCAGCAGCAACAACCACCAAACCAGCUGCAUUCAAGGCAGCAGCACUCGACUGAGCAGCGAUGGGAUCAGCAGCAGCAGACUCAGCAGCUAUGGGGCCAGCAGCUGUUAACGAAGGAGCAGUUGCGGGAGCAGGAGGGCGCCGAAAAGAGCUCAAGGGAGAGUGCAGAAAGCCACCAGCGCCAGGCCUCUCUGUCCCCAGGGAGGGGAAACGGUCACCAGCGCCAGGCAUCCUUGUCCCCUGGGAGUGGGGAAGGUCACCAACGCCAGGUGCGGUUGUCCCCUGACUUGAGCUCGUUCCGGCACAUAAGCCUCGUCAGCCCUCCUCCCUCUACCAUUCCUUCCCUUUCCAACGUGCCCCCCUCCAACAUUCUACCUCCUUCCAUCACUCCACCUCCCUCCGCCAUGCCGCCUGCCUCCAGCAUUCCACCUGCCCCCAACAUUCUACUCAACAGUACCUGUCUCUCACACCUAGAGCCUCUGGGUUCCCAACCCCCACCGAAUUUUCCUCGUCGUCCUCAGUAUCAUUCCCCUUCACCUAUGUUUAUGCCGGUCCACUGGCCUCUCUUUCCCCCUCAUCAACCUUCUGCCACGGUAUUAAAACAAGAGCCAUCAGUGGAUAUGCUUAUAACGGGUACAAAUGCAGUACCAGUAAGCGAGUUUGAACAGAGUCCUUCUAGGGAUCAUUCUACAAGGGCUCUUAGAUCUGUGGCUUCAAUUGUGGAAGCCAGGGGACAUGGAACAACAACAGAGUCAAAAGACACAGUAGGAGCAGCAGCAGCAGCAGCAGAAUCAGCAGCAGCAGCAGCAGAAUCAGUUGCGGCAGCGGCAGCAACGGUGGGAACAGGAGAAAGUCAUGGGAGAAUGGAAGGGCACUUAAUGCAAGCCCACACUCGAAGCAGUGGGUCCGACAGUUCUCCAGUGCUGCUUUGGGGUGUGAAUCUCAAUCACGGUGUCGGAGCCAGCAGUGGAAUGACUACAUGCGGAGAAGAGGGCGCAGUACAUCCCAUUCGGCCCGAGUCGCAGGGUGCAAGCUUGCCAGCGGCUACACGCCUGCAUUCCCAAACAUUAGGGGCAGCAUUCUCUGCAAACAUUGUUUCAAAUGCCGAAGGCUUAGUAGGGGCUGGGGAACAGAGCAUUGAUCACGGGGGGUGCAAGGAGCAUAUGGUGUUGCCGGAGUCAUGUUGCUCAUGGAACUGUGUCUAUUUUUCCAUCCCAUGUCGCCAGAAGCAAGUCAAAGCCGAGGCAGCAGAAAUGUCUGGUGCUUCAGAGUAAGUUAGAAAGCCAGUAAUGCCUCAUUCAGCAUUGACAUCAGUAUGAGUACAUAUGAUGUACCGUAUGCACAUUUUCAACACAAAUUGUACUUGGAAGUGCCUCACAAAGUUUUUGCAGGUAUUGUGUAGCAACGAGGAUGCAGAGAAAGUU